Molecule: messenger RNA, 672 nt
Organism: Rhodamnia argentea
Lineage: Eukaryota; Viridiplantae; Streptophyta; Magnoliopsida; Myrtales; Myrtaceae
Product: 40S ribosomal protein S19-3
Exons: 4
Coding region: 108-539 (143 amino acids)
Biological process (GO): ribosomal small subunit assembly; translation
Cellular component (GO): ribosome; cytosolic small ribosomal subunit
Molecular function (GO): RNA binding; structural constituent of ribosome
Source: RefSeq, a predicted model, not a curated record
CUCUCUCUUUUUCUCUCCCGCACACGCUCAGAAGCAGAUCCACGCUCUCUCCUUCGAUCUCCGCCGCCGAGCGAACAGAGGGAAGAGGCAAGCGAGCGGAAGCGAAAAUGGCGACGGCGACAACAGUGAAGGACGUUUCACCUCACGAGUUCGUCAAGGCGUACGCCGUUCAUCUCAAGCGAUCCGGCAAGGUUGAACUUCCUCACUGGACUGAUAUAGUCAAGACUGCUACGUUCAAGGAGCUCGCUCCAUAUGACCCUGAUUGGUACUUUAUCAGAGCUGCUUCCAUGGCCAGGAAGAUUUAUUUGAGGGGAGGUCUCGGUGUUGGUGCAUUCCGUAGAAUCUAUGGUGGAAGCAAGAGGAAUGGCAGUCGUCCGCCACAUUUUUGCAAGAGCAGCGGCUCUGUAGCUCGCCACAUUCUUCAGCAAUUGGAGAAGAUGAACAUCGUCGAUGUUGACCCUAGAGGCGGAAGGAGAAUCACAUCCAGCGGCCGGCGGGAUCUGGAUCAAGUUGCCGGAAGGAUCAUCAUCCCCCAAUGACAGGAUUCAAGGCCCGGCACAUGACUGUGGAAAUGAGGCUGAUAGUCUUUGUUCUUUUAAACGAACUGCUGUUUUUGUCUGAACAGAUGCCUCUCUGGUUCUUGUUUUGUCACUCAUGUCUCUUAGAAUGCUA